AUGCCCACAAAGCCAACGGAUGGGGCAAAUCACUCUGUGGUGUCAGAGUUUGUAUUCCUGGGACUCACCAAUUCCUGGAAUAUCCAACUUUUCCUCUUUAUGUUCUCCUCCAUAUUUUAUGUGGCAAGUAUGUUGGGAAACUCCCUCAUUAUGCUCACAGUGACUUCUGACCCUCACUUACACUCUCCCAUGUAUUUUCUGUUGGCCAAUCUCUCCUUCAUUGACCUGGGUGUUUCUUCUGUCACUUCUCCCAAGAUGAUUUAUGACCUUUUCAGAAAGCACAAAGUCAUCUCGUUUGGAGGCUGCAUCAUUCAGAUCUUCUUCAUCCAUGUCAUUGGUGGUGUGGAGAUGGUGCUGCUCAUAGCCAUGGCCUUUGACAGGUAUGUGGCCAUAUGUAAGCCUCUUCAUUACCUGACCAUUAUGAACCCAAGAAUGUGCAUCUUCUUCUUAGUGGCUGCCUGGACGACAGGCCUUAUCCACUCAGUGGUUCAGUUGACUUUUGUAGUAGACUUACCUUUCUGUGGUCCUAAUGUAUUGGACAGCUUUUACUGUGACCUUCCUCGGUUCAUCAAACUUGCCUGCACUGAUAUCUAUCGACUGGAAUUCAUGGUAACAGUCAACAGUGGAUUCAUCUCUGUGAGCUCUUUCUUCAUACUGAUCAUUUCCUACAUUGUCAUCAUUCUCACUGUUCAGAAACACUCUUCAGUUGGUUCAUCCAAAGCUCUGUCCACACUUUCAGCUCAUAUCACUGUAGUAGUCUUGUUCUUUGGUCCUUUGAUUUUUGUCUAUACCUGGCCAUUUCCAUCCACAUACCUGGAUAAGUUUUUGGCUAUCUUUGAUGCAGUUCUCACUCCUGUUUUGAAUCCUAUAAUCUAUACAUUCAGGAAUCAAGAAAUGAAGGUGGCAAUGAGGAAAGUAUGCAGACAGCUCGUGAGUUACAGAAAGAUUUCUUAA
Messenger RNA from Carlito syrichta (Philippine tarsier), 954 nucleotides. Its product is annotated as olfactory receptor 4F3/4F16/4F29-like. Gene Ontology annotation, biological process: G protein-coupled receptor signaling pathway. Gene Ontology annotation, cellular component: membrane. Gene Ontology annotation, molecular function: olfactory receptor activity; G protein-coupled receptor activity. The record is from RefSeq and is a predicted model, not a curated record. Bases 1 to 954 code for a protein of 317 amino acids. The transcript has a single exon. Lineage: Eukaryota; Metazoa; Chordata; Mammalia; Primates; Tarsiidae.